GGGGAAGGUAGUUCUAUUGUAGGUACUGUAAUGCGUUGCGUUAUGGCGCGCGCACGUGCUGCUGCGCGCACACGCAACAAUGGCCAGCAAGGCUGCGCAAAUGCCACCUCCCCCACCUGCCUGCAUCCCCCAUCCACUCCAUCCCUUCGCGCAUCCCGUCACACAGCUCCCGCUGUGUUACCACGACUACUUAGUGCCAGAGAGGUGGGUGAGCAUCUCAGUAAAGACGACGACGACGACGACGACGACGAGAGUCACUUUGAGUUCCGCAUUGCACCCGCUAGUAUCUGGAGCAACGUGAUACCACCCGAUAAUAUCUCAAGUACCAUCGCCAGCGGGGGAAGCAAAUCACUCAGCUCCCGAUCGCCGCGCUGCACGCCGCACGCGCGGAGCACUCCACGAGGCGCCGAAAGAGAACGGGGAGAGCACGCGUCGCUCGCGGGCAACGCACUCGAGCGAUGGGGCGGGCCGCCAUGGUCGCGAGGGCGGUGGUGGUGGCGCUGCUGGUGGCGCGCUGCUGCAUCGUGCCUCUCGCGCGGGCUGCACCCGUGCUGGACCCUGACAUGGGUGUGUUGGAGGAGCUGGCAUCCGCGUGGACGAGGUUCGAUGGCACGGCCACAUGGAGCAGGGGCACGGACUGUGACGCCAUGGCUGCUGUGCGCUGUGAUGCAGACGGCCAUGUCGUUGCACUCAACACAAGUGCCCUUGAGGACAACUACAACCCCUAUUGCAACAACCUGCUGCCAGAGGCCAUCACGGCCUUGGGGCACCUCGCAUGGCUGUCCAUCACUGACAGUUGUCUGAAUGGCACUCUGCCCGCUGCGCUCUUCUCCCUGCCCAAUCUCAAGCACCUUAAUUUCACACGCAAUCACUUCUCAGGGAGCAUGCCGGACUCAGUGGGAGGUGCAACUCGCCUUGAGACCCUCGUUUUGGACUCGAAUGAUCUCGGUGGCCCCCUCCCGCCUUCCUUCAGCAACCUCUCUUCUCUCGUGCACUUUAGCGCCUUCAGGAACUGGUUCAACGGCUCCCUCCCCUCUGCGCUGAGUAAUCUGCAGCACCUGACGCACCUAGCCUUCCACUUCAACCGACUCUCUGGACCCCUCCCUGACUCUCUGGCCCACAUGACCGCGCUCAAGUACCUACAUGUGGCCCACAACAGACUCUAUGCAACUCUGCCUGCAUUCCUUGGCAACCUGACUAACCUUGAAUUCCUGAACAUGGGGAACACUUUUUCGCAGGGAACGCUGCCUGCAGGCAUGUUCGACAUGACGGCCCUGACUGCCUUGCACCUCGAUGGUAACUUCCGCCUCUCAGGCUCCAUUCCAGAGGCAAUCGGCAACCUCAAGCAGCUUCAAAGGCUGGACCUGAGCUACAACCGGUAUUCUGAGCCCAUCCCCAACUCCAUUGGAAACCUCUCUAAUCUGGAAGAACUGUAUCUGGACUACAACAGCCUGAGUGGCACUAUUCCUGCCUCCAUAGCCAACCUUGCUCGACUCCGUUCACUGGACCUCUCUGUCAACCGCCUUGCAGGGAUCAUACCUGCCGCCCUCACCACACUCACAGCACUCUCAUUAUUCUGGGUGCAGAACAACCAGCUGGUGGGAGCCCUGCCGCGCUUCCAGGGCGUCAACGUGGACGCGAGGAUCAACUACCUCACAGCCGUACAAGACCCACUCAACGGCUCCUCACAGCAGUGCGCCCCCGAGCUCAACUGCGUGACAAACACUCCCAGCGAGUGCGGGCAAGGGAACGAGCAGCGGAGUGCCAGCGAGUGCCGGUCGUUCUGUGGGAAUGAUGCGUUGAGCCCACCUUGCGGCGGGCAUGGCGUGUGCUCGUUUGUGGGUGCCAUCAGCGACGCGCACUGCACAUGCGAUGAAGGGUUCACGCAGGAGCUGGCUGGUGGCACAUGCAUCCCUCAAGGCAUGAAACCGCCAGUAGGAAAUCAGACUUUCGUCACCUACUCCUCUUCAAUUUACUCUAUGGCCCUCAUUAACUCGACCUCCUCUCUCUUCGAAAAGUCCAUCUUCCUCGCCUCUGCGCCAUCCACUGCAUCAUGGGGAGCAGCCUUCACACAGCAGCCCCUCGCUCUCUUCCGUCCUACCACCCGUAAGGCGCCCUGCGACCAGCCCAUUGCCUUCUCCGUCUACUUCGCCUUCAGAAUGACCCCUGAUACUGCGGAUGCUGGUUCGGACGGCUACAGCAUUGGGCCCGGAGGCGAAGGCCUGGCGUUUUUUGUGAGUGCGGCGGCACCACAGGGGGCAGCAGCGGGUGCGGGGCUGAGAGGGGUGGGCCGGCGGAGUGUGGGAGUGGAGUUUGACUCGGUGCUGAGUGUGAAGCACAGCGACCCCAAUGACAACCACGUGGGCGUCAAUGUGGGCGGCUCACCUGUGUCCCUCGCCUCUGCCACGGCCCCUCUCAUCCUCAACGACGCCCAAACCAAGCACGCCUGGAUCCACUACGAUCCUACCAGCGGCGGCACUCUCCGAGUCUUCCUCUCAGCCUCCAGGCAGCAGCCGUCAAAGCCUCUGCUGACGGCGAGAGUGUCUCUGUGCAGCACGCUCAAGCCCACCAUGGGCGAUGCCUCCUUCCUCUUUGGCUUCAUGGCUGCCUCUGCCAACAAUGCUCAGAAGUACGAGAUUCUCUGGUGGAAGAUCGUCACAGGGAUGCCACCUCCAGUAAAUUGGCAGAAUCGGGCCCCUGGCAGUGCAUUUGGGCGGGUGGCAUCAGCAGAGGAGGUGGCAGCAGGCAGUGAGGGCGAGAGUGUGCUCUCCUCCUUCCACUAUGCCAGCCUUGCCUUCCAAGCCAAUGAGGAUGGGCUGCCUUCCUGGAACCUUCCGCCUUUUGUCUCUUGGAUGCGGGACGAGACAGCAUGGCCUGUGAAGAGCCAACAUGGAUGUGCUGACUCCUCAGCGUUCGCAGUGGUGGCAGCGUUGGAGGCAGCCUACAGCAUCGCGAGCGGCUGGUCGCAGCCCCCCCGGCUGUCUGUGGAGCAUGUGCGCGGAGCCCUCUCGUCCAACUGCGACGACAUGUCUCCCCGCGAUGUGCUGGCCUUCCUGGCGGCUGCCACACACAAGGGAGGGGGGCUCGUGGAUGAGGCAGCAGCAGCGGGCGCCAGUCAGCGCAGCAUGGCGUCCGCAGGCCGGCGGGAGAGGCUGCAGAAGCCCAAGUACUACGGGAUUCAGGGCUUUGAGGAGACCUCGUUUGGCGGGUGGCUGGGGCUGCUGCUAGCAGUGCAGCGGCAGCCAGUGGUUGUGAGAAUAGAGGCAUCCGCACCAUCGUUCAUCGACUACGAUGGGACGUCCAAGUACGCGGACAGCAGCUGCUUCCAGGGGGCGGUGAACCAUGCGGUGCUGCUGGUGGGGUAUGCUGUGGAGGGCAGCGCGUCCAGCCCUUUCAGCCUGCCUGCGCCACUCUGGGUCAUCCGCAACUCAUGGGGCAGUGGGUGGGGAGAUGCAGGCCACAUGCUCAUGGACAUGCAGAGCGGCCCGGGCGUCUGCGGCAUCAACACACUUCCGGGGCUCUUCCCCAUCCUCAGAGCUGCUGCUGACCCGUGUGGAAGCAAGUCCGUGCAGCUGGCAGCAUCACCGGGAGUGGCAGCAAGCAAUGCGUUCAACCCGUGUGGGCAGUUCAAGUGCUCCAAGGCCGGAGCAUCCAACCGCUGUGCCUGUGCUGCUCCCCACUUCGUCCAGGCCGCCCACGCUGACGGCUCCAACACAUGCGCCUACGUGGACGCGUGUGGGCUGGCAGGCAGCAACCCAUGUGUGGUGGGCACGUGUGUGAACGAUGGCAAGGGCAGCUACUCCUGUGUGUGCCCCCCGGGGUUCAUUCAAGGCACUACCGCCAAGGGAACCCUCUCCUGUGCUCCUGGUGAAAGCAAGGGUAGCUACACGGUGCGUGGCAGCAAUGUGUGGUGCUCGCACUUGCUGCCUGUGCUUGGCCUCCCACUGGACCAACUCAAGCAGCAGAACAAGAAGCUCUCCUGCUCCAAGCCCAUCCCAGUGGGCUUCAAGCUCACUGUCAAGCUGCCUCAAUCACUUCCCAACUGCUCUCUUUUCUACACCACCCAACCUGGCGACAGCUGUGCAUCUGUGGCAGCGCUCUUUAACCUGACCAAGGGUUGCCCCGUGGAGGGCGAGGCAUGCGGGGAGGCAGUGGUGGGGCUCAACCCUGGGGUGGACUGUGCAGCGCUCACGGGCAGCCAGGCCGUGUGUGUGGAGCGGGAGGAGAGCAAGGCGGGGGUGGUGGCAGUGUGUGAGCAGCAGUACGAGGUGCAGGGCAGUGGCGGCUGCGAUGCUGCAAGGAUGGCCGUGGAUCCACCUCUGAGCCCCUUGGAGUUCCACCGCCUCAACCCCGGCAUCAACUGCAACACCCGCCUGCCGACUGAUUCAAUAGAGGGCUACUCACAGCGCAAGGUAAGCAGUGCUCAGUGGUCCCGGGUUUGACCACACAGUCAUCUCCCUCAUUGCCAGCUCGAGCGGCUUGUCAUUUGUCUACAAUCCUUGGUGUCCUGCUGUAGGUGUGCAUUGGCAGCAGCACGAGCUACAGGUUCGGCACAUGCCCGGGGGGCGGCACAUACACCGUGGCAGCUGGGGACAGCUGUGCCAUGAUUGAUGUGAUGGGGUUUGCCAGCAUCAAGGGCUGCUACAGGAAGUUGAACGGGUUUGAGUGCUUGGAGAAGAUGCCCGCUGGGACCACCGUCUGCACCCCUGAUGCUUCUAGGGCCCGUGUGGGGAACUGCUCAGUGGAGGAGUACCAGGUUUUCCUAACCGAUUAAUUGAGUUCAUGGGGCGUUAAUCUGGGUAGGUAGGGGCAUGUAUACCAUGAUUAAGACACGUGUCUGGUUCUAUACACUGUAAUCAUUUGUUGUUUUGUUAUGCUUGCACA
Molecule: messenger RNA, 4884 nt
Organism: Closterium sp. NIES-67
Lineage: Eukaryota; Viridiplantae; Streptophyta; Zygnematophyceae; Desmidiales; Closteriaceae
Source: the annotation of a GenBank genome assembly